UUGAGAAAGUCUUUUAUUUUUCGUUUUGCCGUAUCUAUAAAUAGAGGACUUUUUCUGUGUGAAAAUAUCAAACAAACAUUUCCUUUGCUCGAAGUAACAAAGUUUACGAAAGCGUUUUCAUCAAAUAUGUGGAAUCAAAAGCCGAGUUACAGAUUUGAGAUAGAUAACUUCUCGGAGAAGAAAUCUGUCAUAACGUCUCAGGUGUUCGUGAGCGGCGGAUGCGAAUGGUGUCUCAAACUUUAUCCAAAGGGAGAUGGAGUUGUUAAACUUGAUGAUUACUUGUCUUUGUACGUGAACGUUGCAAAUCCUAAAUCUUUGAGAAGUGGAUGGAAAAGGAUUGCUAACUUUUACUUCGUUCUGUUGAAUCAAUCCGACAAAGAGCUCUACAGAUCACCAAUUGGAGGACAAGAAAGCACCCCGUUUUGCGCUGCGAGUCCAUCGUGGGGUUGGCGAUAUUUCUUGUCUCUUAGCAAGUUUCAGAAAACAGGACUUUUGGAGGACGACAGACUCAUCAUUGAAGUCUACAUUAAUAUUGUUGAAGCUUUUGAUGGAGAAGAAGAAGAUGUAUCAUCACAGAAGGAGGAAACUGUGGAUAUCAAUGGUUUUCACGUUGUUGCUACUCAGGUUACUCCAGUGACGAAGAUAUUCGAGGAGCACCCUGACCUAGCAGAAGAUUUAAAAGUAAAAAACCAAGUGGUGAAGACAGUAUACAUGAAUGUCCUCCUCAACCUCAUUGAGACACUUAACAAACUUUCACAGAAUCACUCAGAGACUGAGCUAAGAAAUGCUCACAGCGAGUUGAGUGAGCUGGUGGAAGUGGGUUUCAAGCUGGACUGGUUGAAAUUAAAGCUUGAUGAAGUUUCCUUGAAGAGGAAGAAAGCAGAUGUUGAUGUUAAAAAACUUGAGCCGGUGGAUUUGGACUUUAAGAUGGACCCUUUGAAGACAAAGAUUGAGGAGGUUCCCUUGGAGAGGAAGAAAUCAGAUGAUGCUGAUUGGUCUCGGGUACAUCAACUAGAGGAACGCCUCAAGAAUCUCGAGCUGAUGGAAUUGGACUUGAAGUUGGACUGUUUGAAGUCAAAGCUUGAGGAAGUUUCCCUGGAGAAGAAGAAAGCAGAUGCUGGGGUCCAACAACUAGAGGGAAGCGUCAAGAAUCAUGUGAUAAUGGUGUCGGAUCUCAAAGUUGAACUGGACAACGAGAAGGCCAAAUCUUCCGCUGAUGGAUUUUUGUUGGUUGACUAGGUUUGUUGACGUAGAGAUCAAGUUUUAUAGAGAAUUUCUCAAGUAGACAAUACCCGCGUUUCCUUUGUUUUGGUUUUAUUGCUUUCUGAAUCCUAAUACUAGAGUUUUUGCUUAAUUGAAAAGACAUGGUUAAGGAGAUGGUUUCAUUUUUUUGUUUUAUAUUUGCCACUUUUGGGAAUUUUCUUUUGAUCAUAUUUUGGGUUAAUU
Molecule: messenger RNA, 1446 nt
Organism: Arabidopsis lyrata subsp. lyrata
Lineage: Eukaryota; Viridiplantae; Streptophyta; Magnoliopsida; Brassicales; Brassicaceae
Product: MATH domain and coiled-coil domain-containing protein At2g42480
Exons: 4
Coding region: 127-1239 (370 amino acids)
Molecular function (GO): protein binding
Source: RefSeq, a predicted model, not a curated record